CCCCCCCCCACCCCCCCCCCCCCCCCCCGCCGCGGGCGCCCCCCCCCCCCCCCCGCCCCCCGCGCGGGGGGGGGGCGCCCCCCGACUUACUACAAUAACUGAAUGAUAUGGUGGCUUUAGUGGAGGCUGAUGAAGUUUGUUUAACUAAAACGUGAGUUGAAGAAGCAAUUAUGUCUAUAGUAAUAGCGUUAUAGUUAUAUUUUUAUCCUUUUUCAUUAUUUUAUGUUUUCUUUUCUUACUCUUGCUGUAAGAAAUCACAUUUCUCACUUCGUUCUCGUUCCUUUGGACGUACACAUUUUGUCCUUUCGUUCUAUGUCUGGAAUGACCCUCAUUUUCUGUCGCUCAUAUAUUUAGUACAUACACUGACUACGAUACAGUCUUUUCCGUCCAUCUUUUACAUAUGUAUACAUUUCUUUGACACAUAUAUGCACACAUAUGCGCUUGUCUUUUUCUCUGGUUUUUUCGUUGUGAUUUCACCUACUAUAUAUAAGUGUGUUUAUAUCAGUUUAGUUAGUUUCGCUGUAUCGUUCAGACCGUUUGUCGUCUACUUUUUUUGUAUUGAUUCAUUUUUGUAAUGGCGUGUAAAAAAGGUCGGAAAUAACUGUUACCGCAAGCUUUCUUUCUGUGCAUUGUACAUACAAGGCUCAUUCUCUAAUAUGGCGACCCCGGUAGGAAAGCAUUUGUUAUUAAAGAAAUUAAACUUUAUAGAUCUUUCUUUUUAACGAAGGGCACUAGGAGUAACAAUAACAAAAACAAUUUACAAUUAGUUCCUUAUCAUCCGGUUACCAACCGUAUUACCAAUAAAUAUCAAACUCAACAAAAUUCAUCUUUAAAUAUCUCCGACGACAAAGGCUGUUAGAUUCAUUGGUUGCAACAGCAAAGAAAACCUGGUUUGUAGAGCAACCGACUUUCUCUGAUGAACCAGAUGGCAGCACAGUCGAACAAUUUUUAAAAAGUUUAAAAUCUGUGACGACUCGAAAUGAUAAAACAAAAGAUGAAGACUGAUUACAAGUAGACAGCGGAAAGCUGAUUAAAACACAGCCAAAUGGUUUGAUGAUAAUAUAGAAUUAUUUAAAAAUCAAUGCAGUGAAUUUCAAUCAGCAUUUACCAAUCGGUUUUCAUCGUCAAUCCAAUUACAGUGUAUCAACAUCCAAAUCAUCCGGUUCAAAAACCAUCACCAUUUACAACAUCACAAAAAGAUAAUUAUACUGAUCCCUAUAAAAGUUUUAGUUUAAAUCAAGCACCAGUCCCUUCUGAAAAUCCACAGCCAUAAAGUUCAUUAUUACAAUUUAUCCAUGCAAAGUUUGCUGAAAAACAAAUCAUCGGACAGUUGAAUGCAAACAUAGGCAUUCAUCAGGAUUUUAAUUGCGGACAAAAGCAUGUAGUCCGCGAUUGUCACCCUCUGCCACAUCUUCAAUCACUGAGGUACGUGACGGCGUUGUUCCCAGUAAGCCAGAGAAGCCAUCAUCAAUAACAACACCGUCGUCAUCGCCCCCGAUUUUCAUUAAGAUUUUAGUCAACAACAAACCAACUCAUGCGAUUGUUGACAUGGGAUGAGCUAUCACAAUAAUACAUCAAGAUUUAUUAAAAACACCUGAUCGUAGUUAUCCGGUUUCACUCACUGAACAAUUUAUCAUACCAGCUUCUUUACAACGAUUAAUCAAUGUUAAUUUACAAGUAAAACUAGCAAAUGAGCUGAAUGAUUCAACGCAAAAAACACAGGUGCAAGAUAUUCUAUGGCGAAAUAAAGAUAUAUUCGAUCUAACGCCAUCUAUCGUUAAUAUUAAAGCACAGUCAGCUGUUAAAAGCGGUGAUCAUUCUUCAAUCUUUUGCUAUCAAGAGCCAUCGGGUGCCAGUCCUGGGAUUUGUCGGAAAUCUGAUACAACGCUCGAACCGCAAACAAUCAAGAUCACUUUACUACCAUUUCGAAAAGAGCACCCCGGGCUAUCAGAUCAUGAGAAAAAAUCAAUACAUUCCAUCAUUUAUGUCGAAACGACAGCGAAUAUCUCACCUCUUAUACCACCGAAUUUCAUAUCAUUCGGUACGGAAUAUGGCGACGAGAUAAUGCCACGAUGUGACGAUAUGUUGCCGUUACCAAUUCUCACACCAGUGCAAUUUCCAUUUUUUGGUAAAAAAUAUACUCAAAUUCAAAUCAAUAUUAAUGGUCUGAUAUUAUUUGGUAAUGGAUCGAUCAGUGGACAUUAUACUCCUUCUCGAUUUCCAGUUAAAAGACUCGUAUGUAUUGCUCCAUAUUGGGCAGAUGUGAGUACAUCUCGAGAUCUUCUUAGCGAUAUAUUUUACCGUCAAAUAACAGAUGCUGUAACGUUGCGAGAACUUGAUGCAAUUGUAUCUGAUAGCUUUCCAAAUUUAGUUUCGUAUCCAUCUGUAUGGGCAUUUGUUGUUACAUGGUAUAACGUUCCAGGUUAUGGACUUUCAAAUAAUUUACGUAAUACAUUACAAGCUAUAAUAUUAACAAAUGGUUUACAAUCAUUUACCAUUUAUCACUACCAUAAACUACAAUGGUCAUAUGGAACAGCAUCCGCGGAUAUACAUGCACAAGUUGGAUUUAAUGCCGGAAAUGAAAAAAAUUAUUUUAUUAUUGAUAAAUCGUUUACACCUGAUAUAUUAUCAAUAACAAAUGAUUCAAACGUUGGUAAGCCCGGUCGAUACAUGUUUUACAUAUCGAAUGAAAUAAAUGAUAUUCAAUGUAACACAACUGAUGGAUUAACAGUAUCACCAUUUCGUGGUUCAACAUUUGGCGGUUAUCAGAUACAUUUGCGUGGUAUUUGUUUUAAUGAAACAAUUUAUAAAAUAAUUGUUGACGAUCAAAUUAUUGAAAAUUAUCAAAUUAAUUCUCAUUAUAUUAUAUUCAUUAUGCCAAUGCUUAUUAUUAAUGAGUCCAUAUUAAAUAUUUAUCUUUACAAUGCCAAUAAUGAAUUAAUCAACACAACUCAAUUUAUUGUUGAAACACCAAUAAAUAAUGCACAAUUAGUUUUGAACAACUAUAACGAAUCAAUUAAUUUAGUUGAUUUGGACGAACACGAAUCAUUUAUAUUAAACUUCAAAAUAAAUUCUUUAACAACGAAUAAUCUUUUUAAUAUUGAAUUGUAUCAUUAUUCAAGACAAUUUGACGAUAGUAAUGUGCCUUAUGGUGAGAUUACAAAACAUCGAAUAGAAAUAGAACAUAAUGUUAAUUUAUCAUCAGUUCAAACUUUAAAAUAUAACUAUAGAGAUGUAUUAAAACAUUUGCCAGAUGAUGCCAAUAUAAUGCAUAAAAUUAGAGUACGUUUAGUAGUUUCAUCGAGAUCUCAACAGAUUACAAAUGUACCUUUAAUAACAUGGGGAUGGCAAUUAUAUAAACUACAUAAAAAGGUACAUGGUUAUUGUUCAUUAUGGCAUAGUAGACAAGCAAAUGCAUCUAUAUACCUUUCACUAAUACCAAAAUGUCCAUGUUCUAUACCCACUAUUGUAUCUGGCCAUUUUCCAACAUCAUUCAAUGAAUUUGUAACGGAUGAUGCAUGUGAUUCGUCGAAACCAAAUUCUUGUCAAUUACAUGUUGGUGCAACACAUUGUUAUCGUCGAUCAUUUAAAAUUAGUGGUCCUGGUGCACAAUGUUGUUACGAUGUAAACGGUACGUGGAUUACAGAACCAGAAAAAGGUGCUGGAACAUUGGACGUACAAACAGCAUCAGGCAGUUUAUAUCAGAAAUGGAUUUUACAUAUUAUUGCUGAUGUAUUACCGUAUUUUGCUUGUUGUAAAAGUAUAUUUGCAACGAAAGAUUCAUGUAAACUUUAUUAUGAAAAACGGCCAGCAGGUGAAUGUGAACAUGUGUCACUUCCAAUUACUGACAUUGGCAAUAGUCAUCUCCAUUUUUUGACGCAUGAUGGUCUACAUUAUACGUUUCCUGGACAUGGUGAGUAUAUUUUAGUUCAAACAUUUGAUACUAAAAUACCGUUAGAAAUUCAAGUGCGAUUAGAACUAAUUCCCCCACCGGAUAUACCCAGUGAAGAUACGAAUAAAAGUACAGCUAUAGUAGCAUUCGCUAUUAAGAACAGUAAUUAUUCAAAAGUACAAUUUGAGCUGCUAAAAACAUCAAAAGUAGUGGAGAUAAGAGUUAAUAAUUAUAUAAAAGAGGUAUGA
Molecule: messenger RNA, 4140 nt
Organism: Didymodactylos carnosus
Lineage: Eukaryota; Metazoa; Rotifera; Eurotatoria; Philodinida; Philodinidae
Source: the annotation of a GenBank genome assembly